This is a messenger RNA of Notodromas monacha, 2257 nucleotides long. Lineage: Eukaryota; Metazoa; Arthropoda; Ostracoda; Podocopida; Cyprididae. The record is from the annotation of a GenBank genome assembly.
AUGCCGCGUAUGCGUGAUUGGGUGCCUCUGUUGUGGUUGUGUGGGACUUCUGCUUGUCCUGCAUCGCAAACAGUUUUCCUUUGCGUUGUACGUGCCGUUGCGGACUCUGAUGCGGUAUACUCCGUGCCCCUGAAAAGGGAUGACCAUGAAUGGUCCGAAGCGCUGCUUAUGGAAACGGCAUCGUGCGGCGUGCUGCAUGGUUGUUGGGAUGCGUGGUCAGAUGGUCACCAUGUCCCCUGCUUCAAAUUUGGGCCAUUUGUGCUUGUUGGCCUGGUCUGCAAAUGUCUUCCGAGCUGCAUCCUUGUGCCGGCGGACCUGUUGCUCGUGGUGGACUGUGCGCGUGGCUUGGAUGCUGAAAAGAUUGUCUGCGUCGAGCUGGAUGGCUGUGUCAAAGAAGAUCUCCGCCGGACAUGCCCCGGUGGAUUUGUGAGGGGUUUGGUUCUUGGCUUGUAUUUGCCCCAAUGUCCGUAUUGCUUGUUCGCAGGUGCCGUUGCCCUCGGGAUGGUAUCCGUGGGCCAGAUGCUGUCUGCAGUUGUGCUCCUUCAAGAAACAACGGAAGGCCCGGGAUUGAAAAAUGGCGGCGCAGUCAGAAUGGAUCACCUGGAAUGUUCCGACUUGGUGGAAAAUUUUGGCCAGGAUGGGUAUGGCAGCUAUGUUACAACACUGAUAGGCGGUGCUGCUCGUGCCGCGUUGCAGAACAUGCUAGUUAAACGUGUGGUGUGGCGACUGAUCAAGACCUAUGACAAAUUGCUGGACAGAAAUCCGCGGCUGCUUCUUGGUGCUCAGAGUGGCGUCUUAAUGGCAGCUGGUGAUUUCUUGUCUCAGACUUGUGUCGAAGGCAUCGAACUCCGCAACGUAGAACCUUACCGCGUUAUACGGUUCGGUUUGAUCGGUGCCUUCAUUGCCGGACCCGGGUUGAGAGCGUGGUUUCAGACGUUGGAUCGGUUCAUAGGAAAAGAAAAAACGUUGAAGAAAGCCAUCAUCAAAACAUUUGUUGAUCAAGGAUUACUUGCUCCUCCAGUUCUGGCUAUUCUUGUUGGUUCUGUGCAUUUUGCGAAAACUCACGACUUCGAACAUACGCUAGAAUUCUGUCAGCACCACGGAUGGGAGAUCCUGAAAGCGAAUUGGACCGUAUGGCCUAGUGUGCAGUUGCUGAAUUUCUAUUUCAUUUCCUUGCAGUACCGUUUGUUGGUAGUCCAGUGCGUCGCUCUAUUUUGGAAUGUGUAUCUUGCGAAUAAAGCUAACAAGGAAGAUGAUUAUAUCCCCUCUCGUCCUAGCUCACCUCCGUUUAAACUUCCGUGGCCGAGUUCUGAGAUUUCCGGCGAGUUGUCCCAAAACAGCUCUGAUAACAAAAUGACUGCGAUUUACCGAGUUUAUGCUAAUCUGCUCCGCGUUCACCCUUACAAGACGCAGAUGGUACAAACUGGGUUUCUUAUGGGUGUCGGUGAUGUCCUCGCCCAAACGCUCGUUGAAGAAAAGCGUUUGACGGAAGUUGACAAAGGAAGGGCCCUGAGGUUCGCAGCCAUCGGAACGAUUUAUGUUGGGCCAAUGCUGAGGGGAUGGUAUGGAGUUCUGGAAGCGCGUUUUGGGGCAAAUGGAGCUGCGCAGACGGUUCUGAAGAAGGUAGCGGCGGACCAGUUGAUCUUCGCUCCAGCUUUUCUCUCCACCAUUUUGUUGGCCAUAGAAGGAUUCAGAAAUGGAAUCCAUUACGAUAAAAUGAAGAAGUUCAUGAAAAACACAUACUGGGAUGUCCUCAUGACGAAUUACUAUAUUUGGCCAGCUGCCCAGGUGGUCACCUUUUCGUUGGUUCCGCUGGAAUAUCGCACUUUGUUCGUGCAGUGUGUUGCUUUGGUCUUCAAUACUUACUUGGCUUAUCGGACAAACGUGCCUGAGGUCCCCGUUCCCAAGAUCGCUUGAAAUCGAACGCCUUUUAAGGAGCUCAUCGCAUUCGAGUAUAUCUGACGCGUGUUCUCAAAACUUUUGCUGAGGUUUCGGCUUGAAUAUUUUUUGCUCAAUUGAUGCGAAUCUGUUGGAAGGGCAUAUUCGUGGGUUUAUUAAAAUUCGUGAUGCGGGCGCUUGCUAUGGUCUUGCACUGUGAUUACGGAACUCCUAUAUCUCAGUGCCUUUUCAUGUUGUUGCUUUCGAUGUUGAUGCUCGGAAAUCUAUGGCGUGAAGGAGUAUGCUGAUCUCAAGCUUUGUGGUUAACGAGGCUGUUCCAUUUGGUGGUUGCGGAAGUACAGUAUCAAAAUGAAAAAUA